CACAGCAAUUGCUACUUCAUAUUAUCGCUUCUGCUGAUUAAGCUUCAAUUCUUCACCCAAACCUUACAUUACAUACUAAGUGAGAAUUGCAGAAUAUAUGGCUUGUGUUGCUGUAAAUUCUCUUGUGAGGACGAUUGAGCUUGAGUUCUUGCAACCUCUGCCUCGCCCAAUCGUACGACAAAGCCAACUCAUCCCUGCCAAUGAAAACUUGAUCCAAAAUCUCCACCAGAAGCUUGGUGAUCUCAUAGAUCUGUUCGAUGAGAACAGGAUGGAUGAUAUCCAAGCUAUUAAACACUUGGAAACUAAGCUCAGAGAUGUGGCUUUCCGAGUGGAAGACGAAAUUGAAUUCCAAAUCCUACAUCUUUAUGAGGAAGAGGAAUUCCAAAUCGUACAUCUUUAUGAGGAAGAGGAAGAGGAAGAGUUAUUAGCAGCAAUAGCAGGUCUUUUUGUUGAAAUACCAGAGAGUAGUAUUGAUGCAGUAGAAGAAGAAGAAGACUUGGGAAUUGCUGCAGAUCUUUUUGUGGAAAAACCACAAGCAGGAGAAAUUUCGCAUUCUUUCAAACUUGGUUGUAUUUUGGAAGAAGCAAUAAGAGACAUUGAUGCCAUCCAGAAAGAGUUGUCCAAAGUGAAGAUGGAGUACCAGCGUGUGAAAGCAGCCUCGCAUGGAAGGAAAACAAGUACACUUGCAGCAGCUUCGAUCAGAUGUGAUGGAGUUGUCAUGAUGGGGGGUUCCUCCCAACAUGCUUCACACUCCCAGCCCCAUGACAAUAUAAUGGUGGGGAAAAACAAUGAGUUCCACAUUGUAAAGGAGAUGCUAAUUCAACAUUCAUCAAGGCAACGGGAAAUUGUCUCCUUUAAAGGUAUGGGAGGCAUCGGCAAGACAACCUUAGCUAGGCGAGUUUAUGAAGAUCCAUCAGUUGCCUCCCGCUUUAACAUCCUAGCUUGGGUUGUUGCCUCACAAUAUCAUAAUAAGUUACAAAUGCUCACAGAUCUUCUUAAAUCAAUGGGGGGUUGUUUAGAUAGUGGCACUCAAGAGGAUCAGCUAGCAGAACGACUAUACCAAAAUCUGAUACAUCAAAGGUACUUUGUUGUGAUAGAUGAUAUUUGGAGCGUCGAGGCCUGGGAUUCCGUCAAAGCUUGCUUUCCAGAUAAUGAAAAUGGUAGUCGAGUUUUGUUGACUACUCGCUCUGCAGAGGUGGCUACUAUUAUAGGCUCUAACAAUGACUUUUCGCAUCAAAUGCAUUUGUUAGAAGAAGGUGAGAGUUGGAAUCUAUUUCAUGAAAAGACAAGCAAAUCUCUGGGUUCUGGAUUCGAUAUGAUUAGGAGACAGAUUGUUGAGAAAUGCAAAGGAUUGCCUUUGGCAAUUGUUGUAGCUGCAGGUUUAUUUUCGAAACUUCAUACGCUAGAUGAGUGGAAGAAUGUUGCAGAAGCUCUAAAUUCAUCUGCAACAACAACAACAAUUGAUGAAGAAUGCUCAAGGAUACUCUCAUCCAGUUACAAUCACUUGCCUCACAGUUUGAAGGCUUGUUUUUUAUAUUUGAGCAUAUUUCCAGAAGAUGAAGAGAUCCGUGUUAAAAAUGUUGUAAAGUUAUGGGUUGCCGAAGGACUUGUAAAGGCAUCUAAGGAUAUGAGCUUUGAUGCAGUGGCAAGAAGGCACAUUCAAGAACUCAAGGAUAGGAACCUAAUUCUUGUAAGUCAGCCAAGUUUUUGUGGAAGAAAAGUAAAGACAUUUAGAAUGCACGAUUUAUUGCAUUCUUUUUGUGUGAGAGAAGCUAAAAAGGAGAUCCUUCUGCAUGUUGUCUAUAAGAAUGAGUCGAGUUUCCCUCCUAAAUAUUUCCGAUGGGUAAGCAUCCAAGGAAGGUUAAACAAAGAAACAUUAUAUUCUUCUUUAAUAAACUGUCGUUCCAAAUUCUUUUUUUCCGGAUGGGAUACAUUUUCAAAUUCAAAAAUUAGCCCCCUGUUAAGAGUACUCUAUCAUCCUGGGGUGUGUGAGAUUGGAUAUCUUGUCCAUUUGAGAUACCUAUUGUCAUGGAACCUAGAUUUUAUCAUUUUAGAUCCAUUUUGUAGUUGGAAUCUUCAAACACUUUCAGCUUAUGGUAUUGAUAAAACGAGCUUUUCAGAGUUCCCACAACUACAACAUUUGCUUAGUCACAACACUCUGAGGGAUUUUCCCAUAUUUUUUCAUCAAAACUUGAAGAGCAUUUGUGGGUUGAUUCCUGGUCAAUGCACAAAAGAAUUAUUUACAAAUAUUCCAUACCUAAAAAAGGUAAAGAUUCAUGGAUGUGAAGAUGGUUGGAGUGAUUGCAUUAAUAACGUUGCCUAUUCACACCAGCUCCAGAGUCUGCAACUUCGUGGUCCACUUGCUGGGCGUCCGUUGGUGAUUCCAAAUAAUAACCACCUUGUUUGCUUGAAAAACCUUAUGAAGUUGAGGAUUUCGGCCUUGAAAUUUGAGUGGAGGGCAAUUAAUAUUCUAAGCAAGUUGCCUAAACUUGAGGUGCUAAGGCUAAUCAGUUGUAGGUGCAUUGGUGAGGAAUGGAAACUAUUGGAGAUGGAGAAUUUCGACCAGUUAAUUUAUUUAGAAAUUGCUUUCAUUGAUCUAAAGUAUUGGGAAGCAAGUGCCUGUCAUUUCCCAAAUCUCGAGCGCCUAGUCCUUAAACAGUGUCGUCAAUUGAUAAAGAUCCCAGCUGACUUUGCAGAAAUUCUAAAUUUGAAGUCAAUCAAAUUGACUAAGUGUCUUUGUUCUGCGGUGGAUUCUGCAAAGGAAAUUCAAGAAGAGCAACAUGAGUAUGGAAAUGAUAAUAUGGUUGUUAUUGAAGAAGAAACUGUACUGGACAGUCUCUCUAUGCCUUACUACAGCUCUGAUGAUGAACUUUAGCUAUAGUUGAAUAAAAGCAAAAAAAAAGAGGAAGAUGAUGAAUGCUGAUUGCUAAGUGCCUGUCUGCCUUAGUGCCAUGAACUUGUAAUUUCUUAACUUGUAACUUGUGGGUGAUAUUACCACAAGGCAUCUUAGUGGGUGAUAUUUGAGAAUUUGAAUUCUUCCAAAUUCCAAUAUAUGUAAUUAUUAUAUGGGGUUACCAUAAUGUUUCAAGUUUCAUUCUCAAUAAGAGCCCUCUAUUAGUCUUCUUGAUUUGAGAUGGUUAGAUAUGGGUAAUUUAGGUUGUUUUUGUCUCUUUGUGAUCCUUUGUCAGCUAGAGUUAUAAGGUAGAGUUUACUCAGUACACACC
Messenger RNA from Ipomoea nil (Japanese morning glory), 3224 nucleotides. Its product is annotated as putative late blight resistance protein homolog R1B-23. Gene Ontology annotation, biological process: defense response to other organism. NCBI's taxonomy places the organism in Eukaryota, Viridiplantae, Streptophyta, Magnoliopsida, Solanales, Convolvulaceae. Gene Ontology annotation, molecular function: ADP binding. Bases 98 to 2875 code for a protein of 925 amino acids. The transcript has 6 exons. The record is from RefSeq and is a predicted model, not a curated record.